AUGUCAACACGCACGCCAGUGCAGCGCCUAUUGCUGCAACAAUCCAGCAACACACCGCUCACUACCCUCCUCUCGCCCUACCUCUCUCAACCCCACUUGCGACAACCCAACACCACACGCGCCUUCAGCAACACCUCUCCCAGCUAUGCCGGCGUCCGCAAGGCAAGGUCCUUUGCCCCACAGCAAAUGGGCAUGAAACAGCCCUCCCAAAAGUCUUUUGAAGUUAUGAAGAGAGACCAACUCAAGAAUAUCGAUCAGAUGCCCAACGAUCUGGGCUUGAUCCCUGGCACUUUUAUCAUGCCUACUGCUUCGCGGUUGCCUUCUCUGACUUCAGAGUUCGGUGCGAGGUUUGCGUUGGAGAAACAUCGUGCUUGGACGAGGAUUAAGGAGGUUUUUGCCCGCCACUACAUGGGUUUCUUCCACGUAAAACCCCGCGCAGACUUCCAAACCUCGUCCAUCCCUUCAAUCGCAAAAUCCCUCUACACGGAAAUGUACACCGCCUUUGCCGCAGGAAACCUCUCCCCCAUAGCCCCCAAACUCUGCGAAAACAUCUACACCUCCCUCGAACAAAGGAUCCUAGCACGAGGCCCCAAUACCGGUGUUUCUUGGACAUUGCACUCUUGGGUGUCAGAGCCUAAAAUCGUGUCUCACAAAUACAUGCCCCUGAGUUUUGAGGACAACAAGGAUAAGACGAAACAAACCACUAUCCAACAGGUUUGUGUGAGGAUGCAGAGUUAUCAGAGUUUGAAAAAGACGAAGAGGGUCAAGCAGGGAAACAAGACUGUCGAGGUUGCUGAGGAGGGCAGUUCGGCGGCGCCUAGGCCUGUUACUGAGUAUCUUGUUGUGCAGAGGUUGUGUAAGAGGGGAAAGAUGGGUCCUUGGAUGGUUUGGGGCACUACUAAAGAGUCUGAUCCUGAGGAGGCUCUGAAAUCAUCAUAG
This is a messenger RNA of Aureobasidium melanogenum CBS 110374, 939 nucleotides long. RefSeq lists its product as uncharacterized. Lineage: Eukaryota; Fungi; Ascomycota; Dothideomycetes; Dothideales; Saccotheciaceae. Gene Ontology annotation, cellular component: mitochondrion; mitochondrial inner membrane. Gene Ontology annotation, biological process: protein insertion into mitochondrial inner membrane from matrix. The record is from RefSeq and is a predicted model, not a curated record. The transcript has 2 exons. Bases 1 to 939 code for a protein of 312 amino acids.